GUAUCUUGAAGUAGAGGUGUACAAGAGUACAUUCGAGCAAUACUGAUAAGUCCUGCAGAAAGGUGGAGAGAUAGGUUUUUAUUCUGUUCGCUCUGGCUCUAAAAUCUGUGACCAGACACCCAGAAUGAAUGACCUUUUUGCCAACUAGCUGGCAAAACUGACAAUUUCCUUAACAAAGAUCUGGCAAUGAGAUCAUUUUCUAUCUGGUGUAGACCUGACGCACAUACACUAUGGCUAAGUUCUACAGGAUUUCCAUGAAUCUUCUCUUUGUUUGCUGUGGUCUCUUCACACUGGCUAAAGGUUCUGAUUCAUUGAAGACGGUACUUCAACCUCCAGAAAUCAGAGCUGAGAUUGGAAAACCAGCCACUUUAUCCUGUAAAUUCAACUAUUCAGAGGAUCGAAAGAUAUAUGUGGCAUUCUCCAAAACUCGUGACCAAACAAAAUCUGAUAUUAAUGGAACUCAGAAUACAACGUGUAGCCCACUUGCCUCUAUGGAAAGACUUUUUCUUUGUGAAACUUAUUUCAACACAAAUAAUAUCAGACUAGAGGAUGAGGGUGUGUACUACUGUAAGGUAGGCAUAGCAACACCUGGAAAAGUGCUCACGGGGACAGGCAACGGGACUAAACUGUCUCUUUAUGCUGAGCCCUCCUUAGUCGACAUCAAGCCAGGAGGUCCGCUGGUGUCUGGACAUGAAUCCUCCCUGAACUGCUCAGCCUCAGGGUUCUAUCCUCAGAACAUCUCAGUGUUGUGGUCCUACAGAGGUCAGCAAGUGCCUCCCAGCAAUGUCUCCUUUAAGACCGAAAAGAUCAGCGACGGCACUUUCCAACUUCUCAGUGAGUUCAGGUUCAGGCCCACAGCAGCAGACCAUGGGGCACAGUGCAGUUGUACUGUCUCACACCCAUACUGGACCGCCAGCAGGACAGCCAGCAUCCCACUCAAUGUUGAAUGUGAGUAG
This is a messenger RNA of Scleropages formosus (Asian bonytongue), 956 nucleotides long. RefSeq names its product tapasin-like. Lineage: Eukaryota; Metazoa; Chordata; Actinopteri; Osteoglossiformes; Osteoglossidae. The transcript is spliced from 3 exons. The record is from RefSeq and is a predicted model, not a curated record. The coding region runs from base 231 to 956 and encodes 241 amino acids.